AUGGAAGAGGGUAAUGAGGAAGACAAUGGUAACAUUGAGAAUAGUGACCAAAGUGAUUGUAAAGGUCGGAAAAAAGAAAAAAAAACGGAGAACAGUGGAGAAGAUAACAGUGAAGAGAGUUUUACAACAGUUACAAGGAGAAAACCAAAACUCAUUGACGCAUUGACAACGCCGUUAGAAAUGCAACGCUUAGAAGAAUAUUAUGAGAAGUUUGAACAUGCUUAUCAGCUAAUAAACUAUAAAAAGAUUUUAGAUUUGGGUUAUCAUUGUCGAAUUGUGAAUGAGACACACUUAUCUUUUGGAGUUGUAGAAGGAAUUGAUAUAGGAAUUGAAGAACAAGAAAUUUUAGAAAAUUUGACCUCAUCAUGUGAAAUUUCGUCUGUGAAAAGACUCAAACGCUUAGAUAUAAAUGAAAAACAAGAGGGGAAACAAAAGAUAUCUAAGAUGUGGGUAAUUAUUAAAAGGGUAAAAGAAAUUCUGUUCUCUGAAAGCAAAGUAGAAGAAAAGAUUCUCGAUAUUGUUAAGUUAGUAACUGGAGAGUUGAAAAUAAUCUUUAUGAAACUUAUAAUGGAAAAAGAAAUAAAGAGAAAUAUAACAUUUUUAGGAAAGAUAGAUGCGACUCAUAUGGUGGUGUGGCUAUAA
Molecule: messenger RNA, 642 nt
Organism: Parnassius apollo (apollo)
Lineage: Eukaryota; Metazoa; Arthropoda; Insecta; Lepidoptera; Papilionidae
Source: the annotation of a GenBank genome assembly